UUGACCAAAAAAUGUCUGGAGGCCAGAGCGGGUAUGAACUAUGUGAGGCUAAAGCUAUCCUGAGUGAACUGAAAUCCAUCAGAAAGGCGAUAAGUUCAGGAGAGAGAGAAAAACAAGAUUUAAUGAAGAGUCUUGCAAAGCUGAAAGAGAAAUUCAAUCUUGACCAGAACAUUGGGAUAUCGGAACCAGACCUGAGUUCCAGCUCAGUAAAUUCCCAGCUGUGUUUUUCUAGACAAACUCUGGAUGCAGGGUCUCAGACUGACAUUUCUGGUGAGGUUGGAACAAGAAGUAGAUCCAAUUUAGCAGAGAAGGUCAGACUAAGUCUUCAAUAUGAAGAGGCAAAGAGAAGCAUGGCUAACUUGAAGAUCGAACUGUCUAAGUUAGAUAGUGAGGCCUGGCCUGGGGCACUGGAUGUGGAAAAGGAAAAAUUGAUGUUAAUCAAUGAAAAAGAAGAGCUUUUAAAAGAACUCCAGUUUAUCACACCACGCAAACGUACUCAAGAUGAGCUAGAGCAGCUGGAAGCAGAAAGAAAGAGGCUUGAAGAAGAGCUGCACUCCGUAAAAAGUGCACCCAGUCAAGCACUUGCUGAAAGAUUGAAAUUGGAGGAAAGAAGAAAAGAAUUGGUACAGAAACUUGAAGAAACUACAAAAUUGACGACUUAUUUGCAUUCACAACUUAGGAGCCUCUCAGCUAGUACGCUGUCUGUGUCAUCAGGGAGCAGUCUGGGAUCUCUGGCAUCCAGCCGCGGAUCUCUGAACACAUCAAGCAGAGGGUCGCUCAACUCGCUCAGCUCCACGGAUCUCUAUUACAACCAAUGCGAUCAAAUAACGGAUUUGGACUAUCAGUAUAAGCUUGACUUCAUAUUGCAAGAAAGUGGUUACAUUCCUUCAGGGCCUAUCACUACUAUUCAUGAAAAUGAAGUGGUCAGCUCCCAUGAGAGACUAGGUUACAGUGACUCUCCUUCAGCCACAGACCAGCCCAAACUGACUGAGCCUCCCAAAUCUGUGACAUCACUGUCUUCCAGGUCUUCACUGUCCUCCUUGUCUCCCCCAGGCUCCCCUUUGGUUUUAGAAGCUGCAUUUUCUGUCUCUGCUCAAAAUUCCCCUCUGCAUCACCUCACUACAGACUUUGAAGACUGUGAUUUUGCAGGCAUUAGUCUCUGUGAGAACCAAAUAUUAUUGGACCCUGAAGCCAGAGCAGGAUCUCAGAUUCUUGCAGACGAUAAGGAUCUUCAUGAAAGCAUUAAACAGCCUUUGUCUUCUCUGCAUGAAGGAAGUUCAGGUGUUGACUUGCCGAGAAGAGCAGCUAGUCAUCUCCUUGCAGAGAAGACAGCUUGUGUAUCUGCUGCCGUGUCUGAUGAGUCUGUAGCUGGAGAUAGUGGUGUAUAUGAAGCUUCUGUGAAACAUCUAAAUGAAACCGAGGACAUUGUAUACAGUGAAGAUGAUGCAACUGCCCAAGUUCAAAUAGGACUCAGAUACGACCACAGCAAUUCAAGUUUUGUGAUAAUCAUAGUCCAGCUCAGAAAUCUGCCAGUGUUUUCUGUUCCCCUUGGCUCUAAAGUGUAUAUUAGAGUAGCAGUACUUCCAUCCUCAGCUGAUACCAGCUGUCUGUUCCGCACAAAAGUUCAUCCUGCCAUGGAAACCAUUUUACUCAACGAGAUAUUCAGAGUUGCCAUUUCCCAAGGAACACUGCUACAGAAAACUCUGAGAGUAGAUGUUUGUGCAGUCAGUAGAAGCUGUCGGGAAGAAUGCUUGGCUGGAACUCAGAUCAGUCUGGCAGAUUUAUCAUUUUCUGAUGAGACUUGUGCUCUGUGGUAUAACCUUCUGUCUUGCAAGCAAAUCCCUGGCAAAAAAAAGGAUCAGAAUGAGGAACCCAUGUUUCUUUUAAGCAAGCAGUCAUCAGACUCAUUGGACUUGGAUGCUGUGUCAGCUCUGCUGGAGAGAACAUCCGCUGAGCUGGAAGCCGUAGAACAAGAGCUGGCUGAAGACGAGGAGGAAGAGGAUGAACAGGAGGAAAGGGGCUCUGAGGAAGACUGGUUAGAAAUGCUUGCAGAAGCAUCUGAUGAAAUUGGGGAUGAAGAGGAAGAUGACAUUAAGCUGGCAGUAGAAGGCAACUGUACCGAUGACAUGGGGUUAUUCAUUGAUGCAGGAGAAACUGAGGAAGAUGAGAACAGACAGAACAGAGAUGAGGCCCAUGAAAGCCAGCAAGCUGCCAUCGUACUAACACUGGUUGAUAAAGAGACUAACACUGAGGAAUCAGUUAACGAGAAUGCAACAGUCCGACCCAAGGACAGAGCCAGCUGGAGCUCAAGACAGCGUCCCUUUGUCAGGAACAGCAUGAUUGUGCGCUCACAAACCUUCUCGCCAGGCGAGCGGAACCAAUACAUCUGUAGGUUGAGUCGAAGUGACAGCGACAGCUCAACACUAGCCAAAAAGUCUCUCUUUGUGAGGAAUGCCACAGAAAGGAGGAGCCUAAGAGUCAAACGGCCUGUUUGCCAGCCAAUCAUGCGAAGAGCUACGCAAGAGUGCCCUGUACGCACUUCCCUCGACUUGGAGCUGGACCUCCAGGCGUCACGCACACGACAGAAUCGACUGAAUGAUGAGCUUCAGGCCUUGCGGGAUCUUAAGCAGAAGCUUGAAGAAAUGAAAGGUAGAGGAGAGACAGACCUUCCCCUGUGCGUACUGGAGGAUGAACGAUUCCAGAAACUCUUGAAACAGGCUGAGAAACAGGUAUGAGCAGCAUACAGAUUUUGUGUGAAGAAAAAUAUUCU
Molecule: messenger RNA, 2770 nt
Organism: Meleagris gallopavo (turkey)
Lineage: Eukaryota; Metazoa; Chordata; Aves; Galliformes; Phasianidae
Source: RefSeq, a predicted model, not a curated record